Molecule: messenger RNA, 1272 nt
Organism: Megalopta genalis
Lineage: Eukaryota; Metazoa; Arthropoda; Insecta; Hymenoptera; Halictidae
Product: putative gustatory receptor 28b
Biological process (GO): sensory perception of taste; male courtship behavior; chemosensory behavior
Cellular component (GO): neuronal cell body; membrane; axon
Source: RefSeq, a predicted model, not a curated record
AUGCCGCAGCAGAAAUCGUUCCUGGAAAUAACGAGACCGUUGCGUUACAUGAACAUCAUGACCGGAGUUGGUUGCUUCGACCUCUCCGAGGGGAAACAUACGUGGUGGCGACUCGCAGAGAUCGCGUACACGACCUUGUAUUCCGUGUUAGUCGUCGUUCUUUCGUACCAGGUUCACGCGAAGCUGUUGAUCUAUCACAUUCCAAUUGAAGUGCAUUCGGCCAUGUGCAUGAUGUUCUUUUACUGGACUGUCGUACUGUCGAUUUUACUGAUGCUCACGGCUAGGAUCAAUACCGAGAAAAUGCGUAAAGCGAUCGCUUUAUUGGAGGGCAGCAACCAGAGAAUGGAGAACAUGGGGAUUUCGAUGCAGCGUUCUCGACACUAUAAGCAACAGUUCCAGAUCAUUGCAGUUUGCAUUGUAUUAGUUUUAGGAUUCGUGAUAGUUAGUUGGAACACGCAGCUGAGACCGCAGCUACCGGUACACGUGAAGCUAAUCGCUGCAUUAGGCACGAAUUUUCCGGUGCUUCUAAUAGUGACGUCCGACGCUUCUUUCCUCUUCUGGAUCAAUUAUCUGCGGAUAAAGUUCAAUCAACUGAACAAUCUGCUGCACGUGAUGGUGACCACAACAAUCGAUUCACCAUCGGACAAAGAGAUUCCGAAGUUGAUCAACGAUUUCGAAGAGGAGACACCCGGCCAAGAAGGCGUCCGUAUUGUCAAUGGGAACGCGAACACGAUGAAGGCGGUAAAAGAAAUUCAUCUGCAAUUGGUCAAGAUCGCCAGAAUAGUUAACGACUUCUACGGAAUGCAGCUUCUACUGACGAUGUCCACCACUUUCGUUUUCCUCACUGUACUGCUGUUCUGCGCCUACAUAACUAUUUUCGCCGGUUUGACCAUCGAACAUUUCCAAAACCAGUUAAUAAUGCUGUUCGUCUGGAUAUUGUUCAACUUGUCGAAACUGUUCACACUAAGCCACGUGUGCAUCAAGACCAGCACCGAGGCUUCGGACACUGGCGAACUUGUCUGUCAGCUUUACGAGCCCUCGACGAGCAAAGAAUUCCGCGCCGAGAUUCGGGACUUCAGCCUGCAGAUGGUCCAGAAUCCGUUGGUUUUUACCGCUUGCGGAUUUUUCUAUUUGGACGAGUCGUUCGUUCAAGGGGUAAUAGGCACGAUCAGCACCUAUUUAGUGAUCUUGAUUCAAGUGAGCGAAGUCAAUUUGCCCGAGAAAAUUGUUGGAAAUACGACCGUGCCUACGAAUGUUAUACAAAUGAUGUAA